ACCCCCAAUUGGCACUUGGUCUCAUCCCACGUGGGUCUCUUCUGUAGACCAGGAAGUGCCGAGUCCGACUUCUACAAAUGACAACAAACAUUAAUCACUAAAACAGUUGCAAUCUGUACGAUUGUGGCAUUAUUUCGCUAAUUGUGUAACAGUUUUGUAUCUCACGUGUUCUAUAUCGUAUUGCAGCUAUGUCGGAAGAGGUUUCCUGUUUGAAGUCACGAUUUAUGGAAACACAGAUCGUUGCAUUGAAUGAUAAAUUGGCCCCAAUAGGAAAGGUCUACAGCUGCAGGAGAAAGUGACAACACUUCCACCUCUGAAACCCAAGGCAGCCCUGUCCAAUGAAGACAUCAUGCGCUACAGCAGACAGCUUCUGCUGCCAGAGCUGGGUGUACAAGGCAGGCCAGCUGAAUCUCCCAGACAUCAGUGCUGGUUGUAGGGUGUAGAGGACUAGGCUUCCCCCUCACAGUAUCUAGCUGCAGCAGGAAUCGGGCGUGUGGGUCUGCUGGACUAUGACGAGGUUGAGCUGAGUAACCUGCACAGACAGGUGCUCCAUGGUGAGGACAGCCAGGGCCAGGCCAAGGCCCAGUUUGCUGCCCAUGUUGUCAGGUUGAACUCCACAGUAGAAUAAUUCCCUACCUUCCAGCUCUCUCCAGAGAACACCUCACAGCUCAUCCAACACUUCCUGUGGCCAACAGCUGUUGAUGUUUGACGCCCAGGAUGCCAAGUUCCGAUCCAUCAGGCUGCGGACCAAGCAGGCCAGCUGUGCUGUGUGUGGAGAGAACUCCCACUGUCACACACUUAGUGGACUAUGAGAAGUUCUGUGGGUCUGCUGCCACAGAUAAGGUCAGGGGUUACUGAAAAGAGGGCACUGUGGGCAAAGCAUUGAUCUUUCAUAUUCAUUGUUAAGGGGUUAGCAUUUUAAAGUAAAGGGGGUAGCAUUUUAAAGUAAAGGGGAUUUUAAAUUAAAUCUGAAUUGGCAAAAGUGUUAUCACUCACCUUUAAACCCCUUAGCAAAUACACAUAGCGUAUGGAAUGUUGUUGGGCCAGGAAAAUGUGCUCAUUAUCUAUAAUUCAGAUAAAUAGCAGAGAUAUACGCUGAAUGUCAAAAGGAGUUUUCUGUACUUUACUGCACUACAAAAGCUAAAUAACAUUCCCAUUUUCCAUUAAUUAUAGGAAAAUGUUGUUUAAGUGUUGGCUUUGAAUAUAUUUACCUAAUAUUUUCUGGGUUUUCUUUCAGUGUCGAAAACUAAACCUUCUCUCCAAAGACCAGAGGGUAUCCGUGCAGCUAGAGUAUAGUCCGUGACUUUCUGUUUUUUGACGAUUAUUGCAUGAUUACCAAUGCUUGACUUGGGCCAAACCUCAAAUGUUCUACUGCUUGAGCUCCUGUUCCUCUUAUAGAAUAUUAGCUCAAAAGUAUUGUGGAGCUCCUGCACCUAAAUGGAAACAGUACCAGCACCCAAAAUAAGUAUCGUCACCUAUUUCAGUCCAAGUCAAUGACUGAUGAUUACACUUGAUUUGAUUUUCUGUGAUUCUGGGUUCAUAAACCCAGAUUAAAUCUAAACGCUGACCCAACCCUAAAUGGGAAAUGACUAAAACGUGAUUGUACGUAUUCUACGGAAAAUAAUAACCUUUUUUUUUUUGUUGGCGCUGACAGAAAUGGUUGUUUGGAUUUCUGCUAAAUUACAGCUUUCAAAAGAAUUGAGCCAUUAAGAGAAAGGAGAUGAAGAUCGUGAUUGAUUGGCCUAUAAUAGUGAUUGUGCAAGGCCUGGAGUCGGGAAAACGUUUUAUUUCCUAUAAUUGAAAUAAUGUGACAAAACGUUAAGCUUACUCCACCCAACUCAACAACAAAAAAAGGCAACCAGUUGCACUAUGCAUGUAGUUAUAGAAAAGUUAUUCUCCAAAGCAGUUUGUCAUCUUUGUGUCAUCUCACAGAAAACUAGCAACUUCAAUUCUGAUGUCGCAGACCUUUAAACCUGACAUUGUCAUUAACAAAGUGAAGUGUUGUAGGUGACCAUUGACAAACAUUAGAAUUUCUCCUUUCUAUUGCCAGGAGAAUAAAGCUAUAGUGGACAACACGGCUGCUCAUCUCCUGCUGGACGUACGCCCUCUAGUGGAGGUGGAUAUAUGUUACCUGCCCACCUCCCUCAGUAUCCUUCUGCUGGCUGAAUACCCUCCGGGCAUUGUACUCCAUUAACUAUAUACAAUUAGCAAGAUAUGGAGUUAGUUAGGAGGAUAUUAAUACUUCUUUCCAUUAAUUACAUCUGUCAUCACUGUGUUUUCAUAGCUGUUCUGAUCUGAAUUAGUAAUCAAAUAAUUGUCCUCAAUUCAAUGGUAAAAUGAUUUAUUUCCGUAUAUCAUUGCUAGACAUUCCUCUCUCCUGUUUAGAGAACAGCAACAGUGAACACAUCCAUGUGCUGAAGGAGAGAAUUGGCCAAGUGAAAGAGCAGAUGUCGAGUGCAUCCCAGGUCCCAUGUAACAUGACUGAUCUGGUCUCCAUCUAGCUCCGCAGGUCACAACAUGCAGAGCCUCUUCAAUGGCUAGGCUUAUGGAGCGGCUCCAUAUUCACUGAACAAACAGGAGUCAUUUGAGUGCUAAUUAAGUCUGUGUAGCCUUGUCCUGCGAGGGUAUUCGCUUAUUUUGGACAGCCAAUGACGGGGGUUGAUGGAGUUGCUAGGUGAUCCUUUUUCCAAUACAAAAAUAUACCGUCAUCGGUCUCUUUUUAUUGAAUAUUCAUCAUGGUCUUUAUUUCAGCAGAGUGUAUUACCAGCAAACCUGUGUAUAUGUGGCUAUUAAUGAGCUCUUUUAAUGGCCAAUUUCUGGGAAACACUCUGUUCUGUAAACAGUUGACACAAUUUAGUUGAACUGGUACACAUGACACCCUUUUAAGUUUCAAGAGUGAAAGAAGUCAUAUCAUGUUCAUAACACACCUAAUAGUGAAUAUGAAUUAAAAUACCAUGCAAUAGCUCUGCUUCUGGCCAAGCAUCAAACAAAGAAUAUUCCCUACCCAUUUUAUUCAUUCAACUCACGUAGUCUCGCAUAGCCAGCCAGACGUCGUAAUCUUGUGAGAAGCCAGGAAAUGGAAGCUGCUACUACUCAUUUUGAUUCGUUUGUGUUUCCCUGCUGCAGUUUAUGUGAUCUGUAAGCUGGGUAAUGACUCCCAGAAGGCAGUUCAGGUCUUGGAGAGAAUGUCAGGUUCUGAGGUGGACUGUGUCACUGCGAAGAACAUCUGUGGGGGACUGAUGGCCUGGGCCCAGAAGAUAGACCCCUCUUUCCCUCAGUAUUGACUCAACGUCACAGGUUCCACACUGAGGUUUCAUCACGGAAAGCUUAAAGAUCAUUUUUUGGAGAAGUUUAUGCUGUCCACUGGCCAUGAAUCCAACGACGCCUUUUGAAGAAAGUGGAGGUUUCCUGUGGCCAGGGCAGAUAUGUGACUCUAGUACUGUGAGGGGACACCAUUCAAGAACAUGAAGUUUGGAAUGGUGACCGCCUCUUGCAGUGAGCGUUGGGGAAUCGAUCGAGGACGACUGGAGCAUCCACAGUAUCUCAGCAGUGCAAACUGCACACAUCUCUUGCCUUAGAGAGAGAGCUAAAGCCAUUUAGUGGAAUCAUCAGGCUUUGUCCGUGAAUUGAUUGCCAGGCAUCUGAGAAGUCACUGGGGAUGAAAGUUUGACUAUUGGCUAACAGUGCUCGUGAUACUUUGAAGACCUUGCAUUUCAUGUCUCCUAGAAUGAGGCUUGAGUGUUUCUUCAGACUUGUGUCUGUUCUUAGUAGUUCAGUGGUGCCUGAUUUAAAAAGGCAUCACUGACGGUUACAAUACUUUACAUUUUGCAUCAUCAUCUCUGCCAUUGGAAGAAACCCAAUGUCUGCCUGCAGCAGCUCAGCUCCUCCGUCCUUUCCCAAAGCCUACCUCCACUCACAAAUCCCAGCCGUGCCUCUGACCCCCUCACCAUCGCCGAGCCCCCCGGGACCCCUCUACAGCCGCCUGUCCAACGGGAGUCACGGGAGUCACACUCACAGCGCUCCCAGCCCCACUAACUCCCGCAGCUCCUUCCAUGGAGUGUCCUUCCUCCUCCAGAUUGGCCUGACCAGAGAGAUGGUGAACCUGGAGAACCAUGACAUGUCGCUGUCUGCUGUCAAAGACCUGGUCUGCUCUAUAGUCGACCAAAAGUUCCCAGAGUGUGGCUUCUUUGGCAUGUAUGACAAAAUCCUGCUCUUCCGCCAUGACUUGAACUCUGAGAACAUCCUCCAGAGGCUGACAUCAGCAGAGGAUAUCCACGAGGGAGAUCUGAUAGAGGUGGUGCUCUCUGUUGAUUUGCUUUCCUUUAGUUUUGUUUGCCAUGUUUUUGUUUUAAGUUGUCUCUGGAUUGCAGCUUUAGCCACAGUAGGGGACUUCCAGAUCCGGCCCCAUGCUCUAUAUGUCCACUCCUACAAAGCGCCCACCUUCUGUGACUACUGUGGGGAGAUGCUAUGGGGCCUCGUCCGCCAGGGGCUCAAAUGUGAAGGUUGUGGGCUGAACUAUCACAAGCGCUGUGUCUUCAAGAUCCCCAACAACUGCAGUGGGGUGAGGAAGAGACGUCUGUCCAACGUCUCCCCGCCGGGCCCCUCGCUCUCAGUCCCCCGGCCCCUCCCUGGUCCCACCGAACAUGCUGUGGUCGUCCUGGAGGAGCGCUCCCACCAGGAGGCAGGGAAGAGGAUCCUGUCGUGGAGUGGCCGGCCCAUCUGGAUGGAGAAGAUGGUGCUGGGGCGAGUCAAGGUGCCUCACACCUUCGCCAUCCACACCUACACCCGGCCAACCAUCUGUCAGUACUGCAAACGGCUGCUCAAGGGCCUGUUCCGCCAGGGCAUGCAGUGCAAAGAUUGUAAAUUCAAUUGCCAUAAGCGGUGUGCAUCAAAGGUACCAAGAGACUGCUUGGGCGAGGUUUCCUUCAAUGGAGAGCCUGCCAGCCCGGGACCUGACUCUGACAGUACCAUGGAGGUGGAUAGUAGUGAUGUGGAGAGCACCAGAGGACUACUGGAUGACUCUGAGGAACCUUCAAACCCAGAACACAAGAUGUUCUACAUAGACUCUCCUUUCCUGGACCGCGAGAAGGACGAGGAGCCGAUCAAGACCAUCAGCCCAUCCACCAGCAGUAACAUCCCUCUGAUGCGGGUGGUCCAGUCCAUCAAACAGACCAAGAGGAGGAGCUCCACCAUGGUGAGGGAGGGCUGGAUGGUCCACUACACCAGCAGAGACAACCUGAGGAAGAGACACUACUGGAGGCUGGACACCAAGAGCCUCAGCCUGUUCCAGAACGACACUGGAGCCAAGUUUUAUAAGGAGAUCCCUCUCUCAGAGAUCCUGCAGGUGGAACAGUCGAGGGACCUCAGUAGCCUAGCCCAGGGCAGCAACCCACACUGCUUUGAAAUCAUCACCUCCACCAUGGUCUACUACGUUGGGGAGAACAACGGGGGCCAAUACCACAGCCCCGCGCUGACAGCCUCAGGGGUGGGCAUGGAGGUGGCCCAGGGCUGGGAGAAGGCCAUCCGUCAGGCCCUGAUGCCUGCCACACCCCAGCCCAGUGUGGCCACCGUAGCCAGGCAGGGGAAGGACCACAAACAAGAGGUGUCUAUCAGCAUAUCUGUGUCCAACUGCCAGAUACAGGAGAAUGUGGAUAUCAGCUCUGUAUACCAGAUCUUCUCUGAUGAGGUGCUAGGAUCUGGACAGUUUGGGAUUGUGUAUGGAGGGAAACACAGAAAGACUGGAAGAGAUGUGGCAAUCAAGGUGAUUGACAAGAUGAGGUUUCCUACCAAGCAGGAGAGCCAACUGAGGAACGAAGUGGCCAUUCUCCAGAACCUUCACCAUCCUGGCAUCGUCAACCUGGAGUGUAUGUUCGAGACGCCUGAGAGGGUGUUUGUUGUCAUGGAGAAGCUCCAUGGAGACAUGCUGGAAAUGAUCCUGUCCAGUGAGAAGAGCAAGCUCCCAGAACGCAUCACCAAGUUCCUGGUCACACAGAUCCUGGUGGCUUUGAGACAUCUGCAUUUCAAGAACAUUGUCCACUGUGACCUGAAGCCCGAGAAUGUGCUGCUGGCCUCAGCAGAGCCCUUCCCGCAGGUUAAACUGUGUGACUUUGGCUUUGCCCGUAUCAUCGGUGAGAAGUCGUUCAGGCGUUCGGUGGUGGGUACUCCGGCCUACCUGGCCCCAGAGGUGCUGCGUAGUAAGGGAUACAACCGCUCCUUGGACAUGUGGUCAGUGGGGGUCAUCGUUUACGUCAGCCUCAGCGGGACAUUCCCCUUCAACGAGGACGAGGACAUUAACGACCAGAUCCAGAACGCUGCCUUCAUGUACCCACCCCAGCCAUGGAAGGAGAUCUCUGCAGACGCUACAGAUCUCAUUAACAACCUCCUACAAGUGAAGAUGAGGAAGCGGUACAGUGUGGACAAGUCCCUCAGCCAUCCUUGGCUACAGGACUACCAGACGUGGCUGGACCUCAGGGAGUUUGAGACACGGUGUGGCGAGCGUUACAUCACCCACGAGAGUGACGAUGUGCGCUGGGAGGAGCAUGCAGACGAGCAUAGCCUGGUCCACCCUAAACACUUCAUUAUGGCGCCCAACCUGGACGAUAUGGAGGAGGGCCCCUAGUGGCCAAGAAGCCAUGUUACAGGUUACAGGUGUGGCCAAGAGGAAAACGUCAGGAACCUCUGCAGGUUCUUGACCUUUGGAAGCAUUCCCUCUAAAACUGGUUGGGAAAGGGUCAGACACCCCUGUGCAGGGACCGUGUGACAGAGGAUUCUGACCCAAGACUCUGUGGUUAGACAUACUGCCACAGGGGGCAGACAGGUGGCUCUGUGGAGGCCCCUGUUUCUUUAGGACACCGCAGUGGAACCAAAAACUUUGGGAGAAAGACAUUUCUUGUUUUUUGGUUUUUUUUUUUCUUAUCUUGUAGAAUCAUUCCAGCUCAACUUCAUUGGUCCUUUUGGGAAAUACAUCAUUAUUACAAACCAAAGGACAAUUAAAGUUGAAGGGAUAUCAUUUCCUCAACAUUAGGAGUGAGUAAUGGUAUGCCAUUCUACCUGUGAAGGGCUUACAGAGUAGUGAGCUUAAAGGGCACUUAUCACAAGGGAUUUGUAUCCACAGAAAGAUUGGAAUGCGUAGGUAUUUGCAAACACAACUUUGUGCUUAUUCCAAGACAGUUUUGAAACCAUGUCCUUAGACGGUAUGAAACUGGAACUAUCAUUUGUAUGUAGAUGUUGUACUUUAUUAAUGGGAGGUAGAUUUUUGCACUAUACUACCAUCAAGCCUAACAAUUUGAAGUUUAAAAGUUAAAGCUGCUACAUCAGGUUCCCUAGAGAAAAUGACAGAAAGUGUUGACUGACACAUAACUUAAAGAUUGUGCUAAGAGCUUGAUACAGUAAUGCCUAGGUGAGUAGCAUAGAGAUUGUGAAAAUGGCUGCAAUACAAAGCCUUUAGUAGAGCACCUGUCAUAAACAGUGAGCAAGUAAAUCAAAAGGCGCAGGGACCAAAGACUGAAUCCAGCUAAUUGAUAUUAUUCAUCUUCAAUUUCCCUGUCUUCUCAUGACCAAUAACUCAUCUGUUUUUCUAAUGGCUGUCUUAUCAUUGUGGUUCACUCUACUUCGUUGUCUAGAAAGUGGCUUGACUAUUGUACAUAAGGUGAAUGCACCAAUUUGUAAGUCGCUCUGGAUAAGAGCGUCUGCUAAAUGACUUAAAUGUAAAUGUAAAUGUACAUUCCAAGCAGGGUUCGAGCCAAACCUGGUGAUGGGGCCACUACCCCUCAAGGUAUUACAGUAGCUAUCUACAGUUGAAGUCGGAAGUUUACAUACACCUAUGUUCGGAGUCUUUAAAACUCCUUUUUUCAACCACUCCACAAAUUUCUUGUUAACAAACUAUAGUUUUGGCAAGUCGGUUAGGACAUCUACUUUGUGCAUGACACAAGUAAUUUUUUCAACAAUUGUUUACAGACAGAUUAUUUCACUUAUAAUUCACUGUAUCACAUUUCCAGUGGGUCAGAAGUUUACAUACACUAAGUUGACUGUGCCUUUAAACAGCUUGGGAAAUUCCAGAAAAUUAUGUCAUGGCUUUAGAAGCUUCUGAUAGGCUAAUUGACAUAAUUUGUGUCAAUUGGAGGUGUACCUGUGGAUGUAUUUCAAGGCCUACCUUCAAACUCAGUGCUUCUUUGCUUGACAUCAUGGGAAAAUCAAAAGAAAUCAGCCAAGACCUCAGAAGAAAAUUGUAUAAACACCAUGGGACCACGCAGCCGUCAUACCACUCAGGAAGGAGACGCGUUCUGUCUCCUAGAGAUACUUUGGUGUGAAAAGUACAAAUCAGUCCCAGAACAACAGCAAAGGACAUUGUGAAGAUGCUGGAGGGAACAGGUACAAAAGUAUCUAUAUCCACAGUAAAACGAGUCCUAUAUCGACAUAACCUUAAAGGCCACUCAGCAAGGAAGAAGCCACUGCUCCUAAUCCGCCAUAAAAAAGCCAGACUACGGUUUGCAACUGCACAUGGGGACAAAGACCGUACUUUUUGGAGAAAUGUCCUCUAGUCUGAUGAAACAAAACUGUUUGGCCAUAAUGACCAUUGUUAUGUUUGGAGGAAAAAGGGGGAGGCUUGCAAGCUGAAGAACACCAUCCCAACCAUGAAGCACAGGGGUGGCAGCAUCAUGUUGUGGGGGUGCUUUGCUGCAAGAGGUACUGGUGCACUUCAAAAUAGAUGGCAUCAUGAGGGAGGAAAAUUAUGUGGAUAUAUUGAAGCAACAUCUUAAGACAUCAGUCAGGAAGUUAAAAAGCUUGGUCGCAAAUGGGUCUUCCAUAUGGACAAUGACCCCAAGCAUACUUCCAAAGUUGUGGGAAAAUGGCUUAUGGACAACAAAGUCAAGGUAUUGACAUCACAAAGCCCUGACCUCAAUCCCAUCGAAAAAUUGUGGGCAGAACUGAAAAAGUGUGUGCGAGCAAGGAGGCCUACAAACCUGACUCAGUUACACCAGCUCUGACACCAGCUCUGUCAGGAGGAAUGGGUCAGAAUUCACCCAACUUCUUGUGGGAAGCUUGUGGAAGGCUACCCAAAACGUUUUACCCUCGUUAAACAAUUUAAAGGCAAUGCUACCAAAUACUAAUUGAGUGUAUGUAAACUUCUGACCCACUGGGAAUGUGAUGAAAUAAAUAAAAGCUGAAAUAAAUAGUUCUCUAGACUAUUAUUCUGACAUUUCACAUUCUUAAAAUAAAGUGGUGAUCCUAACUGACCUAAAACAGGGAAUUUUUUACUUUAAAUGUCAGGAAUUGUGAAAAACUGAGUUUAAAUGUAUUUGGCUCAGGUGUAUAUAAACUUCCUACUUCAACUGUAUGUGAAAGAGGCUUGGCUGUACCAACAACAAUGAUCUCAAUACAGGAGCUCAUCAUGGGACCAAGCAUGGGUUCAAGUUAUACAUGCUUGGUACAAGAAGGCUUAUACCAAGCAUGGGUUCAAGGUAUACACCAUUGCUCUAUUUUUUUUCAUUUGAAUUUGUGAAGCAAAUUGAGAGACGAGAAACACAUUUUACUCUUUGGUGAGUGUCUGACAGUGUAUGGAAAGAAUAGCCUAUACAAAACAUAUUUGUACUGUGUUUUUCUCCAAAAUGUUCGAGAUUGUUUAAUUUCUUUACAUUUUCAUGGAGUUGAUUUUGAAUAUCAGUUAAAACACCCUUACUUCUGGAAUAUUUAAAGUGCACUGGGCUGUUCGUGUCUCUAACAUUCCUGUACUGCUUUUAAGUAUGUUAAGUAUGAAAGGAUGUUUCACCUAACAUUCAGUUAUGAUGACCAUUAACUACAGUUCAAUGCCUGUGUCCAUUUCAAACAGUCCCUAGACAAACAUGUAGCUUAAAGCCUAUGGCGUUGGAAUGGGCUUUUAACUGGGAGCAUAGAUCCUGGUUCAGGCCCUAACAGAGUUAUUUGGGGAGAAUGUAGGUGGAUCUUUUCCCAUUCUCCUGUUCCUGUCUGUGUUGCCGCUGGAUUGGCAGGUGUCAGUGUUUUUGUAUAUUUUAGUACAUACAAAUUUAAUAAAAAACUCUACUUCUUUUA
Messenger RNA from Salvelinus fontinalis (brook trout), 10050 nucleotides. Its product is annotated as serine/threonine-protein kinase D3-like. The record is from RefSeq and is a predicted model, not a curated record. Gene Ontology annotation, biological process: protein phosphorylation. The transcript has 24 exons. Gene Ontology annotation, molecular function: ATP binding; protein serine/threonine kinase activity. The coding region runs from base 3860 to 6619 and encodes 919 amino acids. NCBI's taxonomy places the organism in Eukaryota, Metazoa, Chordata, Actinopteri, Salmoniformes, Salmonidae.